Penicillium antarcticum is the source of this 603-nucleotide messenger RNA. RefSeq lists its product as uncharacterized. The transcript has 3 exons. The coding region runs from base 1 to 603 and encodes 200 amino acids. Lineage: Eukaryota; Fungi; Ascomycota; Eurotiomycetes; Eurotiales; Aspergillaceae. The record is from RefSeq and is a predicted model, not a curated record.
AUGUAUACGAAACCAAACGAUUUACAGCGUACGACGAUGGGCAGCGAACUUGCCGGCGUAGUCUCCAGAGAUCUAGAAGAUGACUCCCAGGAGGAACAAGGGCCGACAAAUCUGCCCGAGAUCCCACAGUUGCGAUUCAUCUAUGUAGGCUUUGAAAAUUUCCAUGGCUUCAGCCGGUUAGUUGAAUUGCACAUCCAGGGCAACUGCCUCACAGUUGAGUCUUUGUCAAAGCUCGCAGAGGCAAUCCGACUUAGCUCGGAAGACCUGCGCGAACUUGAUUUGUCAGAAAAUCUGAUUGAGGUUGUUACGGCUGAUCAGCUGGUUAAGUGGAAGAUUUCCCUAGACUUUUUCGAGAAUUGCUAUAUGCUCAAGAGACUUGACUUUAGUGAAGAUAGACCUGCCGGCAUGGAGACUCUCGUUGAGGCCUACCUCAGCAGUGAGCUUCAUUUUGAUCCAGGCCAAAAUGGGAUUCCUUCUGAGCUUUACGCUGUGCAUUCAGAGGAUCCUGAUAGUGACGACCAAGACGGCGACGACGACGAAGAUUCAGGAAUCGGAAUCAACAGCGACCACAGAACAUACCCACCCAAGCCCAGGUCCAAAUAA